UUGUUUUCCAUUCAAGUUAGGACACGUCUUUGUUCAUUUUUUAAAUAAUGCAGUUGUAAAAUAAAAAUGUUAAAAUCUGUUUCCCCUCCUUUUCAGAUUUUGCUUUUCGCCCUCUAGCGGUAGACUGUCGGCGCCCAUUCGGCGUCAGAACUCCGGGCUGACGAGCUCCUUCCGUCCCGCUGUCAGAGUGGAAGUUCCCUCCAUUCGGCCCCAACCACGAACGCGGACUCCCGGGGGAGGCUCUCCUCUUGGUUCCCCCACCGCCGCUUCCUCCCUAAGCUUCUUUUUUCUUCCCUCCUGGAGACAUGAGGCGGAGGGAGAAACGACUGCUGCAGUUUGCCGGGCUUCUUGUAGCGGCGUUCCUCUUCCUCCCCAACGUCGGCUUGUGGUCGUUAUACCGGGACCGGGUGUUCGACAACCCGCCGGACGUUGCUUUGUCAGCAGCGGCGUCGGUGGACGGACCGGGUGCUCGACCGCAGAUCCAGGAUGUGGUCAAACAGCGGAAAGACAAUCCAGUGGCCCAAAAUGUUUUACAGAGGAUAGACUGGCACGACUACGAUGCAAUCAAAAGGGAUGCCUCAAGAUCUGGUAACGGCGAGCAGGGUAAGCCGUUCCCGCUGACGGAUGCCGACAUGGUGGACCAGGCCUACUGGGAGAAUGGCUUCAACAUAUUUGUCAGCGACAGGAUCUCCCUGAAUCGUUCCAUCCCUGACAUUCGACAUCCCAACUGCAAACACAAGCUGUACAGCAAGAAGCUUCCCAGCACCAGCAUCAUCAUUCCAUUCCACAAUGAGGGUUGGUCAUCAUUACUGAGGACUGUCCACAGCGUUCUUAACCGCUCGCCUCCGCAGCUCAUCGCCGAGGUCAUCUUGGUGGACGACUUCAGCGAUAAAGAGCACCUCAAGGCACCUCUGGAUGAGUACAUGGUCCGCUUUCCCAAAGUGCGCAUCCUGAGGAGCAAGAAGAGGGAGGGUCUGAUCCGGACUCGCUUGCUGGGCGCAGCUGCUGCCAAGGGCGAGGUCAUCACCUUUUUGGACUCUCACUGCGAGGCUAACGUCAACUGGCUGCCUCCGCUACUCGACCGAAUCGCUGAGAACCGCAAGACCAUCGUGUGCCCAAUGAUUGACGUGAUCGACCAUGACAACUUCGGCUACGAGACACAGGCGGGUGACGCCAUGCGCGGGGCGUUCGACUGGGAAAUGUACUACAAGCGCAUCCCCAUCCCCGCUCGGCUGCAGAAGGACGACCCCAGCGAGCCCUUUGAGUCUCCCGUAAUGGCCGGCGGGCUGUUUGCCAUGGACAGGAAAUGGUUCUGGGAACUAGGGGGGUACGACACAGGUCUGGAGAUUUGGGGAGGAGAGCAGUACGAGAUCUCUUUCAAGGUAUGGAUGUGCGGUGGUCGUAUGGAGGACAUCCCGUGUUCCAGAGUGGGACACAUUUACAGGAAAUACGUCCCGUACAAAGUGCCUGGAGGGGUCAGCCUCGCCAGGAAUCUGAAGCGCGUGGCUGAGGUUUGGAUGGAUGAGUAUGCUGAGUACAUAUAUCAGCGGCGGCCCGAGUACCGCCACAUGUCUGUGGGUGACGUAGCAACGCAGAAGGAGCUGAGGAGCCGCCUUGGAUGCAAGAGCUUCAAAUGGUUCAUGAAUGAGGUGGCCUGGGAUCUGCCGCAACACUACCCACCUGUGGAGCCGCCUGCCGCCGCCUGGGGAACGAUACGAAAUGAGGCGAGCAACCUGUGUAUGGAAACCAAGCACUUUGUGUCGGGAAGUCUCAUCCGCAUGGAAAACUGUGGCAAUGCGAGGGGUGAGGUCAGCUGGAGCCAUGGGCAGGUGUUCACAUUUGGCUGGCGCGAGGACAUCCGCGUUGGCGACCCUCUGCACACUAAGAAGGUUUGCUUCGACGCUGUUUCCCACAGCAGCCCCGUCACGCUCUACGACUGCCAUGGCAUGAAGGGAAACCAGCUGUGGCGCUACCGCAAGGAUAAAAGCUUGUACCACCCAGUAAGCAACAGUUGCGUGGACGGUAACGUGGCGGAGCACCGCAUCUUCAUGAACACUUGUGACCCGUCUUCGUCCAGCCAGCGUUGGCUCUUCGAGAAGACUAAUGCCACCGUGCUGGAAGGAUUUAACCACCUGGCCGUCAAUUGAACGGGAACCACCUGCCGCUGCUGUUGACUAUCUUACCAGGUGUGCCCGAUUGACGCCGCAUUGGGCGUACGCGUUCCUCCACUCCAGCCUAUUUUUCUUCGCCUUAUUUUUCCGGCCUUUUCUUCACCGCUGAGUUCCUUAUCUUGUCCCGUCACCGUCCUUUUUACCUCUCAAUGACCCCUUUAGGAGUGGGCAUCAUUGCCGAAAUCGUGGUGAAACCAGGCAGAAUGUCUUAGAAAAGACCCUGACAUACAUCCAGAAUUUCUUUGACCCCUGUUCUCUGCCCUUUCCUCAUUUUUUUAUCCCUUUUCUCGACUCUGUGGAUGUCACCGCUCACUGGACGGACUCCGUCACAGGCGGUUGAGCAUGGGCUGACCCCGUUUUGCCCCGCUUGGUGUAUGAUUGGCAGGUGGGAUAGGGUACCUAGGAAGGGAUGGGCUUCCUGGGGGCAACUUUAAUGCACUUGUGAUAAACUUGAAUAAAAUCUUAGUGCCUUGUUGAGCAAUUUAGCUGUAUGAAGGUGUGUGUGUGCAUGUGAUGAGAUUGUGGAUUCACGGCAACAAAAUCGAUUUGACUGACUUCUAUUUCAGUCAUUACGUGAUGCUCUAAGUGAUUUAUGAAACCUGCUAUACCUUUGCCUUUUUUUGUUGUUGGUUUACAGUUUUGUUUUUUUUUGUUUUUGUUUUUUUUUGUAAUCCUUAAGCGUGAUGAUUUUGGGACGCUCAACAGGCCUGUAAAGCACUUCCUCAUGUCAGUUGGAAAAACUAGUCUAGUAGUAGGGCGUGUUUGCAUUUUGUUCAUUGCUCAACGGUUACUCAUUGAACGUCUUACCACCACCCACCAAAUUUAAAUGAAAACAGCAUUUGUUCAUAAAUAAGCUGGACUGGACUAUAAGUCACAGCUGUCCUCACUGUAUUAUAAGUGUCUGUCAUAAGACCAAAUGAGUCACCAUGUACCAAUUGCCUGCAAAGCUUCAUUGCUUCAAGAAGCUUCAUUUGGCCAUCACUGCUCGGGGAGACAAUCAACCUCUGCUACCACCUGCUGUCAACACUCUUGUUGUCCAACAUGCCUCCUAGCAUGCAUGGCAGCGCUACAGAUGUAAAUAUCAAUCCAAAUUCAUAGUUUGUGCUAAUUAUUUCUUCAGUUACUGUUCCAGUUGUUUCAUUAAUUACUAGUUACGGUAUUUGGUAACACUUUAUUGGAUAGUGGCACCAUAAGAUUGUCAUUAGAAAAUUAAUAAUUAUGACAUGACACUGUCGUGAGCAAUAAUGGACGCUUAUAACCAGUGUCAUUUAGGAUUAUCCGGCCAAUUAUCCCACUUUUGAAUGGAUGUAAAAGAUCCAAGCUGGACAUAAAUAGGGGUUCGUGACAUCUGUUAUAGGCAUUCAUUAAUGCCCAUGAUAGUGUCAUGUCAUAUUUAUGACAGUCUUAUGCCACCGCUGUCAAAUAAAGAGUUACCUAUUAACCCAAAUAAAUCAACAAAUAAGCCACACUGGACUAUAAACCGCAGGAUUCAAAAUAAAGGAAACAAACUAGCGGCUUAUAGUCCGAAGAUUGCGGUGGACAUAUUCAGGCAUUCUCUUUUUUUCAAGACCUAUUGUUUGUCAUGCGAGAAGCAGUAAACUUGCCAAAAGAUUUUCUCUCCUUUACAAUCGUUGGUUUAAACCACAAAGUCGUCAAUGCUUAAAAGCGCAUUCACUAGAAAAUUGGAUCCAAGGUUUUUUUUAAAAAUAGCUUUCGAUGAGCUUUUGUCACAAGAAAUUUGGAAUCCGAUCAGAAUUGACAAAGUAAUCCUUUUUUGUAUGUGUUUUUUAGGAAAUUCAAGGUCAUAAGUCUAAGAAAAUGGCCAAUGAUGAUGAUACAUGUUUGCCUUUUCAAAUUCUCAAUAUAUCAUUCUUUAUUUUGGACCUUAGACACCUAAGGAUUUGCACAGGGAACGUAUACAUACAUUUGACCAAACAUAUGCUUUAUUCACGCCAUUAAAAUGUCCAUUGUUGAAAGUGAGAGGGAUUAUCUUAUUUUUUAACAUUCCAAAAGAGCAAUUUCACUCCAUCAAGUUUAUGACCUAAAUUGUUUUGAGACCCAGAACUACCGACACUGGUUUAACAACACCUUUUGUUGGGAUUUUUAGGGGGAAAAAACAAAACCCAAAAUAGAUUUGACUUUGUGUUUAAGAUAAAAACAAAUGUGUUGACAGUCGUCCAACAAGUUGUUUCUACCAUCAAAUAUGAAAAGUCCAAGGAAUCCUUACUCUUUUGACUUUUUUUCCCCAUUGCAAACUAAAGUGGUCUAUUUUACCUUACACUCUUGCCAGAAUUGGGGAAUUUUUGGGCAUGUUGAGGCACCCAAAAUGCUUUUUUUAAAUGUCUAAAAACUAUGCUGUAUUAUGCAAAUUUGUGGCCAUUUCUAUAAUUGUUUUUUUCUUGUGUUCAAACAAUUCAGCGAACGAAUGAAUCCUAUGGUGUGUUUCUUUGUCAUAUGACCAAUUUGUGUGUAGCAAAUUGUAAAUUUUGUACUCCGUGAAUGAUGGUGGCAUCUUAUUUUCUACUGACGUCGCAAAAAGUGUUUAAAAAAAAAAAAAAUUAUUUAGAUAUUUAACUAUGUAUAAUAAAGCUGGAAUUGUAUGAUAUUUUGCUGAAGCUGUUUUAAAAAGGAAAAUAAAGGUUUCUAUAU
Molecule: messenger RNA, 4820 nt
Organism: Corythoichthys intestinalis (scribbled pipefish)
Lineage: Eukaryota; Metazoa; Chordata; Actinopteri; Syngnathiformes; Syngnathidae
Product: polypeptide N-acetylgalactosaminyltransferase 10-like
Exons: 12
Coding region: 306-2147 (613 amino acids)
Biological process (GO): protein O-linked glycosylation
Cellular component (GO): Golgi apparatus
Molecular function (GO): polypeptide N-acetylgalactosaminyltransferase activity
Source: RefSeq, a predicted model, not a curated record